Molecule: messenger RNA, 827 nt
Organism: Trichoplusia ni (cabbage looper)
Lineage: Eukaryota; Metazoa; Arthropoda; Insecta; Lepidoptera; Noctuidae
Exons: 8
Coding region: 36-779 (247 amino acids)
Source: RefSeq, a predicted model, not a curated record
AAUUAAUAUGCUUAUCGUUAGAUAACUAUAUAAAUAUGAUAAAAACGGGCCACACCAAGUUAAUAAUAACGGGAGUUGGAAAAGGUAACUCGGUCAAAAUGAAAAGCUUCAUCGCGUUUGCUUUACUGAUUGUUGGCAUCAGUGCCAAUGCAGUCCCUACCUCCAACGUUGUUACCACCGACGGUCGUAACUUUGUAUCUGACGCCAUCAUCGAAGCUAUUGAGGAUGUCCAGCAGUCCAUUAUUGAUGCAGGAUUAGACCCCCUCAUCGUCAAGAAAGAAGUAUUCACUUACGCUCUCCCGGUACCCACGAUCUUAAGCGCCGCCGCUCUCGUCGAGGAGGUUUACGGCUUCGGUCUCAGCAACAUCGUCAUCAACCACAUCAACUACGCCCUCUUAGCUUCCCGUCUUGACUUCGACAUUGAACUGCCUCUUAUCCAUUUGUCUGCAGACAAAGUCAUUGCUGAGGCUAACCUCUUCAAUAUUAACGCAGAAGGUUCUCUUGACGGCAGGAUUGACCUCCAAUCUCUCCGUGUGAAGGGUGUUGUAAAUGUUAAUAUUGGAAUCAUUUCUGGAAUCUCCAUCAGCAACGUCGACAUCGACCUUACCCUUGGAUCCAUUGAUACCAACAUCAGGCUCGUCAUCCAAGGAAACAACUACUCGGAACAGAUCAACAAAUUCAUAAGCGAAACCAUCCCAGAAGUUCUCGACGAAUUCAAAGACGAUAUCGACGAACUCCUCGGAAUUGUCAUCAGGGACAUCGUCAACGACAACUUGUAAGGCGUCAUCAGAAAACAAAAGAUAAAUAAAUAAUUAUUUAAUAAAUUA